CUCGGGACCUUCCCGCGCGGCCGGGCGCCGUGGGAGGCGUGGCUUCCCACUUAACUCCAGGCUGGGGGCGGGGUCGGCCAGGCCGCGGACAUCACCCGCUGGAUGUGGUGGGUCGCGGGAGAGCGGAGGGUGGAGCCCCAGCCCCGGGCCCCGCGGAAUGGAGGCGGGUUCGGGCGCGGCUCGGAGCGAGGUAUAUCGGCUGCUGUAGCUGCCGCGGCGGUGAUCGAAGAGCGGCCGAGCCCCUGCGACCCGUGGCGGACGUUCCGCGAUCCAAAUGUCCGGCUCGCGGAGCGAGGUGGGAGCACGGCUCGGGGCCACCGCCACGGCUGGCAUGGAGCGGUGGCGGGACCGGUUGGCAUUGGUGACGGGAGCUUCGGGGGGCAUCGGCGCGGCUGUGGCCCGGGCUCUGGUCCAGCAGGGACUGAAGGUAGUGGGCUGUGCCCGCACCGUAGGCAACAUCGAGGAGCUGGCUGCUGAAUGUAAGAGUGCAGGCUAUCCUGGGACUUUGAUCCCCCACAGAUGUGACCUAUCCAGCGAGGAGGACAUCCUCUCCAUGUUCUCGGCCGUCCGCUCUCAGCACAGUGGUGUGGACAUCUGCAUCAACAAUGCUGGCUUGGCCCGGCCCGACACCCUGCUCUCAGGCAGUACCAGCGGCUGGAAGGACAUGUUCAAUGUGAACGUGCUGGGCCUCAGCAUCUGCACCCGGGAGGCCUACCAGUCCAUGAAGGAGCGCAAGGUGGAUGACGGGCAUAUCAUUAACAUCAGCAGCAUGUAUGGUCACCAAGUGUCACCCCACUCCGUGAUCCAUUUCUAUAGUGCUACCAAGUACGCCGUCACCGCGCUGACAGAGGGACUGAGGCAAGAGCUUCGGGAGGCCCAGACCCACAUCCGAGCCACGUGUAUCUCUCCAGAAGCGGUAGAGACACAGUUCGCCUUCAAACUCCACGACAAGGACCCUGAGAAGGCAGCUGCCACCUACGAACGCAUAAAGUGUCUCAAGCCUGAGGAUGUGGCCGAGGCUGUCCUCUACAUCCUUAGCACCCCUCCACACGUCCAGAUUGGAGACAUCCAGAUGAGGCCCACGGAGCAGGUGAUCUAGUUUCCUGUGGGGCGCUCUGCCUUCCCUCCCUGCCCCUCACAGCUUGGCUCCUGCCUCUGGAUUUUAGGUGUUGAUUUCUGGACUCCUAGAUUCCGUUUCCUCUCCCCACCCCACCAGGGCCUAGAAAAUUCGAAGUUUUUAUAUCUUAUCAAUUGUUCCCAUCACAAAUAUGAACAGUGAGCUGGGGAGAGGAGGUGGUGUCCCUGAUUAUUUUACCUGUUAACUCAUUCUCGGUCCCCUUCUCAGGCUCCUUGGCCUUUGUUUGCUCUCUUCCGUCUCUUCCUUUUAAUCUGGGGAAGGAACUGUGGCCAAAAGCGGGGCUUCCCCCUGUCCCUCAGCAGGAAGGUGGCAGACAGAAGC
Molecule: messenger RNA, 1459 nt
Organism: Lontra canadensis (Northern American river otter)
Lineage: Eukaryota; Metazoa; Chordata; Mammalia; Carnivora; Mustelidae
Gene: DHRS11
Product: dehydrogenase/reductase 11
Exons: 7
Coding region: 275-1099 (274 amino acids)
Source: RefSeq, a predicted model, not a curated record